AUGAAGUUUGGAAAGACGCUAUUAGCAAAUCAGAUACCAGAAUGGUCAAGAAACUAUCUAUCCUACAAGGCUGUCAAAGGAGAGAUUAAAGCUGCGUCAACACAAUUACCACCUUCUGAAGAAGAGAUUACAGCCAUCUUUUUCAGAUUGGACAGAGAAUUGGAAAAGGUCAACACAUUUUACGUCUACAAACAAGCAUUGAUCCAUCGUCGAUUAUGGAUCUUGCAGGAGAAACAUGAAAAGUUCCAUGAUGAGAGUGAUGAAGUAACAUCUGCAUUGAAGGAAACACGAAAUCAAAUGAAUAAGCUCAUGUGGUUUGCUGAAUUGAACUCGAAAGGCUUUCGCAAAAUACUUAAAAAGCUGGACAAGAAGUUGGGAGUGGAUUUUCAGACUGUGUAUUGGGAGACAAAGGUUGCUGUCUUGCCGUUUGCAGCCCCUAUUCAACUACGAACCGAACUGGAUCAAGUGACAGAAUGGAUAUUGACCUUGGCCUCUUCCGAUGCUGACAAGCAAUCAUCACAGCCACAAGACAGCAGCAGCAACAACAACAGAUCUACCUUGAAACUAGCUCGCUAUACAUCCAAGAAUGAAGACAUUUCCAACGUCAUAAAAAAAGACGAUCAGGCCGAACUCGCAUCCUUGUUAGAGAAAGAGGGAUCCAGAACCAAUGACACCAUUUUAGAAUUAGCAGUAGAACACGAAUCCGUUCACUGUCUCAGGUACCUCGUUUCAACUCUCGGCUUAUCCCUCAUCAACAACCGGGACAUCAAUGAACGCAACUUGCUUCAUCGUAGGUGCAUUCGACCUCCCACCUCUAUGCAGAUCAUCAACGUGUUACUGGAACUCGAGCCUUCACUCACCACACAAAAAGAUUUCGCUGGACGCAGACCACUUCAUUAUGCAGCAGAGUCAAAUGACGCUAAUUUGAUCAAGGCCCUGUUACAACAUGCCAUAGAUCAUCACUAUUACGCUUUGCAUGACGGAUUUGCGGAUCCCGUGUGGCAGGAUCGUGAAGGAUUCACGCCCUUGUUCUUUGGCAUCAUUCACGGUAGCACAGUAGCUGUCAAGGAGUUGAUUGAAGUGGGUCAAAUUGACAACAUUGAUGAACUGUUCGCCUCUGGACAAAAAUCACCUAGCAUCUCGCAUGCCUCACUUUCAUCUGAAGAACUCAUCGCCAAUGAAAACGAGCCUUUACCUGACUUUGCUCGUUCGCUUCAUCAUCCUUCCUCUGUUGCUUUGGCUUGUAAAUUAGGCAACUUGGAAUUACUCAAACUGCUGAUCAGCAAAAACGCGUCUGUCGAUCUUGCGGAUGAGGACGGUGAAACUCCCCUUUUGUUUGCUAUCAGAAGCCGUUUCUUGGAGGGUGUCAAAGUGCUGAUUUAUGAAGGUCAUGUGGACGUCAACUUGGCAGAGAAGGUCAAUGGUUGGACACCGUUGAUGAUUGCCUCCAUAGAAGGAUUCAAGGACAUUGUAGAGGCCUUGCUGGAAGCCAAAGCCGAUAAAGACGUAGUGGAUCAGAAUGGCUGGUCUGCUUCAGAGCACGCUGUGUUUCGUGGUUAUCUCGAUAUUGGUCGUUUGACACUGCCCAAGGACACCAAACUUCAUCUGGAUCCAGCUGUUCGCGCCAAAUUCACCAGCGCAACAACAUCAGAUGACGACAGUGGCCAAUCUACGCCCACAUCAUCUGCCUCACCCACCAACACCAAAACAAAACCUGCCUCCAAAGCAGUUUCUAAAGCAAGCCGACUCUAUGGCCACAAGUACCUGACUGAUCUGUCCAUGAUCAUUAUCACACUGGGCUCAAACGAUGUACGCAAUCCUCUUUGUCACAAAUUCAUUGACCUGGUAGAAAAGUUUCAAGGCGAAGAUCAGCAACGCCGUCUCUCGCUCUCUGUGUCGGCCACCAACGCCUCGGGCGAGUUCCCCAUCAUUGACCUGCCAUCUGAAUUCACACAUGCGUUUUACCCUGAACCCAUCGUCUUGUUUACGCCCAAGCCCGAAGAAGUGACGCUACGAUUUGACUUGAUUGAAACAUUUGGUUCCUCUCGAAACAGCAAUGUAUUGGCUCGGGGCACUUCUGUUUUAGCUGGUGAUUUCAUAUUUACCAAAUCCAAGGGUUUCAAGGGGCCUACUGAAAAGGCUUCGUUGCGAGGUCAGCAGACAGUGCCUCUGGUGCAAGCAAAGGACUUGGAUUGUGUAGGUACCUUAGGCUUUGAGUUCUUUGUCAUUACACCCUUUGAAAACAAAAACAUGCGCAUUGGUGAUCGCUAUACGUACUACAAGUCGGUGGACACGCAAGUCAUUGGCCAUCGUGGUUCUGGUAUGAACAGAAAGGGAUCCAAGUUGCAAGUAGGCGAGAACACGGUGCUCUCAUUUGUUACAGCUGCCUCUUUGGGUGCCGAGUAUGUCGAAUUCGAUGUUCAAUUAACCAAGGAUUUGGUGCCUGUCAUUUAUCACGAUUGGACUGUAACAGAAACAGGUUAUGAUAUCCCAUUGAAUGCCAUCACGUCAGAGCAGUUUCUCAACCUGAGAAGAUCUGGUCAAAUCAAGGAGUACCACACGGGUGUGAGUGAAGGGGCACAUGGGGUUCUGGUUCCUACUGGGCAUUCAGAGCCACAAGCCAAAGACACUGCUGUAGUAGCACCGACACCAACUUCUCAGUCUCUCUUGAUCGCCAAUGGCCUGCCUCUCCACCAUCAUCAUCCCAAUGAAAACGGCAGUGGUCGCAACACACCCAACGGCGUUCGUGCUAGCAGAUCCCACUCCUUUAGCGCCAGUAGCCCUAACCGUCUCGAUCUUUCUGACCCAUUUGAGCAGACCCGAACCUCCAAGUCGGGCAAAAUGAAGGGCAAUGGGCCUGAAACCAUCCAAGGGCCUUUCACCACACUAGCCGAAGUACUCAAGAGUGUGCCUAAAUCAGCCGGUUUCAAUAUCGAAGUGAAAUAUCCCAUGAUUGAUGAAGCAGAGCAAGACGAACUGACCCAGUUCCAGGAGCUCAACAUUUACGUGGAUACCAUCUUGGAAUGCGUUUACAACAAUGUACAACAGGAUCGCCAUGUCAUCUUUUCCUCCUUCCAUCCUGAAAUCUGUUUGGCACUCAAUCUGAAGCAGCCCAACUAUCCUGUCUUUUUCCUGACAGAUGCUGGUACGUUGCCCAUGGCGGAUAUUCGUUGCAACUCGCUGCAAGAGGCAGUGCGAUUUGCCAAGCAAGCGGAUCUGUUGGGUAUUGUGGCUGCAAGUGAACCUAUCCUGGAAGCACCUCGUAUGGUGCAAGUCAUCAAGGAGAUGGGAUUGCUGUUGUUUACCUAUGGUGUCUUGAAUAACGAAGUCGAAAAUGCAAUUGCUCAAAAGCACUACGGUGUAGAUGCUGUCAUUGUGGAUUCUGUCUUGCCUGUUCGCAAAGGAUUACGUGGAGAUUAA
Molecule: messenger RNA, 3420 nt
Organism: Mucor velutinosus
Lineage: Eukaryota; Fungi; Mucoromycota; Mucoromycetes; Mucorales; Mucoraceae
Exons: 7
Coding region: 1-3420 (1139 amino acids)
Biological process (GO): glycerophospholipid catabolic process
Molecular function (GO): glycerophosphocholine phosphodiesterase activity; protein binding
Source: RefSeq, a predicted model, not a curated record